AUGAAUGGUAAUCAUGAUGAUAUGAAGACCCAUAAUGAUUCGAAAGCAAAACAUGGAAAGAUAAGCACACCAGGCACACCAGUGAGAAGUAAAAGUCCAACCCUUCCAAAGGAGAAGGGAACUAAGAGUUCGGAAAGAAUGAGAGAAUCAUGGAAAACACCAGAGGAAUAUAAAUCAAAAGCAUGGACCAAGCCAUCAGCUUGGGGUGCAUCUAAAAUGGAUAGAUUUAAGGAUUCUAAACAAGAGGCUCCUCCAGCAACCAAGUACAAUCUCAACUUGUCAUCACUUGAAAUUAAGGAAUUCAAUUCCAUGUUCAAGUCUCAAAGCCCAAGAUUUAAAGAUGCUCGAGUAGAAACACCUCCUGCCACAAAGUACUCUGUCUUUGAUCCUAAUCUUUCAAAGAAAGGAGAUUUAACUUCAACUUGCUUUAAAACAACAACUAAAAGAGAAUAUGAAACAGAAAUCAAACCUAAAUCUCCAGGUCCUCUGGUAUAUGAGCCAGUCAUUCAAGCAAUAGAUGCCAAGAAGGCUGUAGUUUCUUCUUUUAGAUCCUCCUUUGAUCGAUUCAGGGAGAAAACCCCAUCAUCCCCACCUUCAACAAAAUACAAUACAGCAACUUCAUCUUUUAGCACUGUAAAAAAGGAAGCAACUUCAUUCGGAUCAACUUCUCCAAGAUUUGAUAAGGUUAGAACACAAGCUCCACCAGCCACAAAGUAUGAUACAAGCAAGUAUUCCGAUUUCAACAAAACAAAUUCUCCUAACAAUGCUGGAUCUGCUCAAUUCCGUUCGUCUACUGAUAGAUUCUUCAGAGCAUCUGAGAAAGCAGCAAAAUUAACACCACCAGCAACAAAAUACACCAUUCCAAGCAAUUUAGAUGAAAUUAUUUCGAGACCACCAACAAGGAAGUAA
Molecule: messenger RNA, 909 nt
Organism: Naegleria gruberi
Lineage: Eukaryota; Heterolobosea; Eutetramitea; Acrasida; Naegleriidae
Exons: 1
Coding region: 1-909 (302 amino acids)
Source: RefSeq, a predicted model, not a curated record